AUGUCUGCUUAUGAAAAUGUCAUUGUGGGGAAGCUGAGGCUUAAGGGCAAAGCUUUGAACGUAAAGGACUGUGGCCUCAAGAAGAAAAAGAAACACAAAGACCGAUAUGUAAUAAGCAGUGAUAUUGGCCACGAUCAAGUGACAGAUCCUUGUAAUUUGGACAAUGGGGCAAUUGCACAGUAUGAAGGAGUGCACAAUGAAGAUGACCGUCUGACUCCAGCCGAGAGGCAUUAUAUGGAACGUUGGCAGAAAAUGGAGCUGCGAAGGCUUGCCAAAGCUGCUAAGAAGUCUCACCGUGAUAGGAUUCAUGAGUUCAAUCAGUAUUUGGCUAAUCUUACCGAGCACUAUGACAUUCCCAAUGUAGGGCCUGGCUGA
Molecule: messenger RNA, 375 nt
Organism: Striga hermonthica
Lineage: Eukaryota; Viridiplantae; Streptophyta; Magnoliopsida; Lamiales; Orobanchaceae
Source: the annotation of a GenBank genome assembly